Molecule: messenger RNA, 174 nt
Organism: Schizophyllum commune H4-8
Lineage: Eukaryota; Fungi; Basidiomycota; Agaricomycetes; Agaricales; Schizophyllaceae
Exons: 1
Coding region: 1-174 (57 amino acids)
Cellular component (GO): mediator complex
Source: RefSeq, a predicted model, not a curated record
AUGCAGGGGCUAAUGAGCGCGUAUGAAAGCCUGUUCACUGAACCGUGCACGCGCUGCAGCCGUACACUGUCGACCGAAGGACACAUGCCGCCGACGGGGCGGGUGUGGACCGAGGGCGAGGGCGGGGAGGCGGGACGAUGGGUGGCGCGACAUGUGACGUGCCGGGCGCUGUGA